Vespula vulgaris is the source of this 4225-nucleotide messenger RNA. RefSeq names its product phospholipase D2 (gene Pld). The record is from RefSeq and is a predicted model, not a curated record. Gene Ontology annotation, biological process: phosphatidic acid biosynthetic process; intracellular signal transduction; cell motility. The coding region runs from base 328 to 3696 and encodes 1122 amino acids. NCBI's taxonomy places the organism in Eukaryota, Metazoa, Arthropoda, Insecta, Hymenoptera, Vespidae. Gene Ontology annotation, molecular function: phosphatidylinositol binding; D-type glycerophospholipase activity. The transcript has 11 exons.
UCAUCGCGGUAGAAUGACAGUUCCGAUGAAAGGAACACGCGUAUCAGUAUGUAUCGCACAUUUCAGUAAUCGAAACGAAAUCAUUGAUGAUGAGUUGAUAAUCGAUGGCUUAUUGUUAUGAUAAUAGAAUCGCUCGGAGUGAAUAAUUUCAAUUUUUUGUGUAAUAUGUUGCAUUGUUUUAACUCAUUUUUACCCGCCUAAAAUUUACAUUCCAACGAUAUUACUAUAGUAGUGAAAGAAAAUAUAUAUAUAUAAAAUUUGUUUUUUUUAAUGUAUUAAAAAAUUUACUUAAAUUGUAAAUAAAUUAUCUGUGACGAAUCUUUGAACAUGGAACGUACUAUGUCUCAUGAUUCCGAAUACGACGAUGCUUUAGCUGUACCUGAUUCUUUGGAUUUAACAAUUAACGAAAAUGGAGAGGCAAUAAAUAUUUCAAACAAUGAGGAUAAUAUCGAAGAAAGAGAAUGUACUGGUGUAAUACCAUUUUCUGCCAUACACAACAUUCCUAUAAAACUAAAACAAUACCGUCAAAAUAUUUUUAUACCUUGCGAGGAAGUUCAUGUAAGAAUUAUAAAUAAUGAAUAUAGUAUAACUAUGCAUCCUUUAAAUCCAAAUUUAUAUACUAUAGAAUUUACGCAUGGUCCGUUUUCUUGGACAAUUAAAAAGAGAUACAAGCAUAUACAGAAUUUGCAUAAUCAAUUAAAAAUCUUUAGAGCAAGUUUAAACAUACCGUUCCCAACUAAAGGACAUAGAGAAAGAAGGAAUAGUUUAAAAUGUAUGGCACAUUCAAGAGAAAAAAUGAAAGACAGAGGUGUUUUGCCAAGGUUUCCAAACAGACCAGAUGUUUUAGUACCUUACGAACAAUUAAAUGAUAGAAUGAAAGCUCUCGAAAAUUAUCUGAAUAAUUUGAUUAAAAUGGAUAUUUAUAAACAUCAUCCUGAAACGAUCAACUUUAUGGGAUUAUCAUAUCUUUCAUUUAUCGCUGAUUUAGGAAUGAAAGGUAAAGAAGGAAUAGUCCUGAAACGUACUGGUUCAGGAGCUAGAAGUAGAUGUAAUUUCUGUGGUUUACUCGAAGGCAUGUUUUGUGUUAGAUGCAAUCAUUUGUGUGCUUUGAUCUGUGGUAAAUGGCAUUCUCGACAUCUGAUUGUCAAAGAUACCUUUAUAGCAUAUAUGGAUCCUAAAGAUGGCAAACUAAAAUCUGUUAUUUUAAUGGAUAAUGCUUUUGAUAUUAGUUCUGGAAUGUAUACAACAGGAUUACGAAAUGGAUUACAAAUAACAAAUCAAAGCAGACAUAUCGUCUUCAAAUGUUGGACACAUAGACAAGUUAAAGAAUGGAUAGAAUUUAUACAGGAGGUUAUAAAUAAAGAAGGCAAGGAUUUUAUACAAAAGAAUCUAUAUAAUUCCUUUGCUCCACAACGCUCUCCUAUACCGGCAACUUGGUUUGUGGAUGGAUGCAACUAUAUGUCAGCUGUGGCUGAUGCAUUAGAAAAUGCUAAAGAAGAAAUUUUUAUUGCGGAUUGGUGGCUCUCUCCAGAAAUUUAUAUGAAACGUCCACCGAUAAAUGGAGAUUAUUGGAGGCUAGAUAUAAUUUUACAAAGACAAGCAAUGAAAGGUGUUAAAGUAUUCAUAAUGAUAUACAAAGAAGUGGAAGUCGCAUUGGGUAUAAAUAGUUUUUAUAGCAAACAACGACUCGUAGAAAAAUGUCCUGAGAAUAUUAAAGUUUUGAGACAUCCAGAUCACGCAAGAGUUGGAGUAUUUUUUUGGGCACAUCACGAAAAAAUCGUAGUCGUUGAUCAAAGUAUCGCAUUUCUCGGUGGCAUUGAUCUAUGUUACGGUAGAUGGGACAAUAAUGAACAUAGAUUAAUCGAUUUAGGAUCAGUUCAACAUUCCAGUAUAUACAUUCCAUCAAAAGGAAAAACUGUAAAUACAAGUAGUAAACGAGUAACACGAUGUAACAUUAGAAAUCACGUAUUACUUCCAUUAGCUAUCGCAACUAAUACAAUAGCUAUGGCAACUACAAAAACUAUACCAAUAUUACCUAUGGUAAAUAAGACAUUAAAAGAAGAAUAUUUACCACAAUUGAACACAGGUGAACUACUUAUAAUGCCAACUCCACAAGAAUUCGAUACUAUGAAAUGCAAUACUCCAGAACCACAAAGAAAAAACUUAUUCGACAUGGCGAUAACAACAGUUGGAAAAGUGAAGGACAAUAUAAAGAUAAAACGAAAGGAACUUAUAAACAUGGUGUAUAGUUCACACGAAGAAAGUGAUAAUGAACAUGAUGAAGUUGACAAUGCGACCAUGCUAACACCUCUUGGAGAUACCGAAGGAAUUUUAUAUGAAAAAACAGAUAUAUUUGACAUUCCUGAUACAACUAAAUUAUGGCUUGGAAAGGAUUAUACAAAUUUUAUUGUAAAGGAUUUCAAUGAUUUGGAAAAACCGUAUCAAGAUUUAGUCGAUAGAAGUACAACUCCUAGAAUGCCAUGGCACGAUGUAGGAGUUUUGAUACAAGGAGCAGCAGCUAGAGACGUUGCUAGACAUUUUAUUCAACGUUGGAAUGCUAUUAAAAUAGAGAAAGCAAAAUUAAAUGCUACCUAUCCAUUUCUACUGCCAAAAUCUUAUAAAGACUAUAGAAAUAAUGCUUCGUUCAUUCCACAAAAUAAUGUACAAAAUGUUAAAUGUCAGGUAUUACGAUCAGUUAGUUCUUGGUCUGCUGGCUUUCUUGAUUCAGAUGUAAGAGAAGCUAGUAUACAAGAAGCGUAUAUAGAAGCAAUAAGUAAGGCUGAAAGAUAUAUAUAUAUAGAAAAUCAAUUUUUUAUAACGCUCGCAACGAUGGAUACAAAUUACGUUAAGAAUCGUAUAGGAGAAACUUUAUUAAAAAGAAUUUUACGAGCGCACAGAGAAGGUGCUAUUUUUAGAGUAUUCGUCGUCAUGCCUUUGCUACCUGGUUUCGAAGGUGAAGUUGGUGGUCCGUCUGGAACAGCUCUACGUGCUAUAACACAUUGGAAUUAUGCGUCUAUAUCAAGAGGUAGAAAUGCUAUUAUAAAUCGACUCAUUGAAGCAGGCAUAUCGGAUCCUAGCGAAUAUAUCACAUUCCAUGGAUUAAGAGCUCAUUCUAUGCUGAAUGGUACUCUGGUGACUGAACUCAUCUAUGUUCACAGUAAGCUAAUGAUUGUAGAUGAUAACACAGUAAUUUGUGGUUCUGCUAAUAUAAAUGAUAGAAGUAUGAUAGCUACUAGAGAUAGUGAGAUAGCUGUGAUUAUUCAAGAUUUAGAAUUCGACGAAGGUAGAAUGAAUGAUAUAGCUUUCCCAUGUGGAAAAUUUGCUGGAUCUUUCAGAAAGCAGCUAUUCCGUGAACACUUAGGAUUAUUAAAAAGCAACGAAGAUAUUAACCUAACUGAUAUAAUUAAAAAAAGUUUUUAUAAGGAUAUAUGGUGUACAAGAAGCAAAAAUAAUACCGAGAUAUACGAAGAAGUUUUCCAUUGCAUUCCAACUAACAAAGUUAUUAACUUUGCUACUUUAAAACAGUAUCAAGAUGAAGCCUCUCUCAGUUCUACAGAUCCAAUUUUAGCUCAAGAAAUGGUAGAAAAUAUUAAGGGUCAUUUGGUAGAUAUGCCACUACAUUUCUUAUGCAACGAAGAUUUAAAACCUGCGGCUAGUACAGUUGAAGGGAUAAUGCCAACAGCUUUAUGGACUUAAAAUCUUAAAAAAAAAAAGUAUAUAAUAACAUUUAUGCAACUAAUACUGUGAACAGCUGGAUAUAGCUAAAAACGAAGUAACUUGCUCGAAAACAUUUUAGAAAAUUGUACUAGCAAUUUUUGACAAAAGAAAUGUUAGAAAAUUUUACUAAUGACUUAACAUAAAAGUUUUAGAAAUUUUUACAGAAUUUUUAGGAACAGCUAAUUUAAUUGUUAUGAAGUAUAUUUUAAUUUAUUACGAAAAAUAGAAGAAAGAUAGAGAAUACGACUGUUAAAAUAUUAAGAAUAUCUUGCAUUUCAAGACAUCUACCUCGUUUAAAUAUAUAAAUAUAAUUUUAAUAUGUUGAUGAAUCCUCUUGAUUACAGCUUGUUGUCCCACGAUGAAUCGAUGAUACUAAAUAUGUAUAGUUGUUGAAGUAUUAUUUUUAUACGAAACUUGUUACGUCGAAAAUAUUACUAUUUGUUAUACGUUAUACUAAUAUGACGAGCAAUAAGACAGUAUAUAUAUAAAUAUAUGUAUUUAAAUAUGA